GUCUUCUAAAGUUCUCCCCUCAAAAUCCAACCAUCUGCUGUCGUCAAACGCAAUUUUACGAAAGCUCUAAAAUAACAUUAAACUGCGUUAAAAAUGCCCAGUGGCAAAAACUUUAGACGGAGAAGGGACUCGUCAGAAGAUGUGGAGGAAGAUGAGACAACUAAAGAAGUCAGAUCAAAAGUAGAAGAAGCUAAAGAGCUUCAGAGUUUGCGGAAACGACAGACUGGAGUCAGUGUGACCGCCCUGUUGGUCGGGGAGAAACUGCCACCAGAAACUGACAUUGAUAAUGACCCCUUUAAACUGAAGACUGGAGGGGUUAUUGACCUGAAGAAAAUCAAAGACAGGAAUAGGGACAUGACAGAAGAGGAGACGGACCUAAACCUGGGCACUUCCUUUUCUGCUGAAACUAACAGAAGAGACGAGGAUGCGGACAUGAUGAAAUAUAUUGAGACAGAGCUGAAAAAAAAGAAGGGCUUGGUUGAAGCAGAGGAACAGAAAGUUAAGGUGAAGAAUGCAGAGGACCACCUAUAUGAGCUGCCUGAGAGCAUCCGCGUCAAUUCUGCCAAGAAGACAGAGGAGAUGUUGUCCAAUCAGAUGCUGAGUGGGAUCCCUGAAGUCGAUCUUGGCAUUGAUGCAAAGAUAAAGAACAUUAUCCAGACAGAGGAUGCAAAAGCAAAGCUUCUGGCAGAACAAAGAAACAAGAAAAAAGACAACGGCACAUCAUUUGUACCCACCAACAUCGCUGUCAACUAUGUGCAACACAACCGCUUCUAUCAUGAGGAUGUGAACGCACCACAGAGGCACCAAAGACACAGAGAAGAGCCCAAAGCAAGGCCGCUGCGUGUGGGAGACACUGAGAAACCAGGUCCAGAGGCUCCGUCACCACCCAACUACCGCAAACGUCCAAACAACGAAAAGGCCACAGAUGACUACCAUUAUGAGAAGUUCAAGAAGAUGAACAGACGAUAUUGAGGAGCUGGAUGUUUUUUUUUGGACUCCAUUAGAUGUUAAUCUUUGUAUAAGUUUGAAUUUGCAGACUGGUUUUCUCAAACAACUGUUAAUCAGAGUAGUUCCAAGCCAGUGUAUGUUUUGUUUUUGUCUGUUCCACAUUGUGGAAAUCAUGUGGCUUGAAUGGCUCAGGAUGGUCUGAUAACCAAUGAAUACAGGAAUAACAAGACAUGUUAAACUGAGUGGUAUUCCUGCUCUGAAUUGUGAGAUUUGCUUUUUUAUUCAUUGUUAAAUGUUGACUUUUAGUUGUAGAAUUGUGUUUGACUUCAAAACAUUAAAAAAACAUAAAACCACAAGA
This is a messenger RNA of Cottoperca gobio, 1306 nucleotides long. It is a transcript of the gene c9h9orf78, whose product is annotated as chromosome 9 C9orf78 homolog. Lineage: Eukaryota; Metazoa; Chordata; Actinopteri; Perciformes; Bovichtidae. Gene Ontology annotation, biological process: mRNA splicing, via spliceosome. Bases 94 to 972 code for a protein of 292 amino acids. Gene Ontology annotation, cellular component: spliceosomal complex. The transcript has 9 exons. The record is from RefSeq and is a predicted model, not a curated record.